UGAAGAGAGGGGGCAGGUACCAGUCUCUGAGCCCCUCCUCCAGAGAGCCACGGUGCGCCUCUGUUCCAAUAGAAACAGGUGGGAACCCCGGACUCCUCCAAUCACACCCACUCUCCAUACGGGGGGAGAGUCCACGGCAGGAGGCAGGACCCAACCAACUUCCACACUCACCACACAGGAAAAGUCAGGAAAACACAUCUGUCCUCGUAUAUCGCUGUAUCCGCUGACCUGCAUGUGUUUUCAAAGCUGUUCCGGUAAAUGUUAGCGGGGCAGCGGUGCGCCGGAGCGCUGCUAAAGUAGUUACCGCCACUUGGUCGCUGUAGGAGGCUAGCGUUGCAAUGCUGGGACGGUUUGCUGCGAUGGAGAACAUGUAGCCAACUAACCGGAUUUGGAAUUGUGUUUUUUUCUUUUCUUGGAUUACUACUUGUUAAACCAACCCAGUUUGUUUUCCGUUGCUAUUUUCUUGGUUCUUCUGUUAGUGUGGAGUAGUGCAUACUUUGAAAAUGCCUGCAAAAACCAAGUAUAACCUCGUUGAUGAUGGGCAUGAUUUGAGGAUCCCGUUGCACAACGAGGAAGCAUUCCAGCAUGGGAUCAACUUCGAGGCAAAGUACAUCGGCAGCCUGGACGUGACGCGGCCGAGCAGCCGAGUGGAGAUUGUGGCUGCGAUGAGAAGAAUACGGUAUGAGUUCAAGGUGAAAAACAUCAAGAAGAAAAAAGUCAACAUCGUGGUGUCUGUCGACGGCGUCAAAGUCGCCUUGAGGAAAAAGAAAAAAAAGAAGGAGUGGAUGUGGGAUGAGAGCAAGAUGAUGGUGAUGCAGGAUCCCAUUUACAGGAUAUUCUAUGUGUCUCAUGACUCCCAGGAUCUGAAGAUUUUCAGCUACAUCGCCAGAGACGGACAGAGUAAUGUCUUCCGCUGCAAUGUCUUCAAGUCCAAGAAGAAGAGCCAGGCCAUGCGUAUUGUUCGGACAGUGGGCCAGGCGUUCGAGGUUUGUCAUAAACUGAGUCUGCAGCACACGCAGCAGAACGCAGACGGACAGGAGGACUGCCACAGCGAAAAGAACGGCAACGACUCCUCUUUCACAGGCGUGCGUGCUCAUCCACCUGUAUGUGUGUGUACUUUCCUCGGCUCAGCUCGGGAGCUAACGGGCGCGGAGAAGACGCCGACCGUCGCCGAGGAGACGGACAUCGAUGCGGAGGAGGUGAGCCAGGUGUUGGCAGCAGAGGAGUUAAACCCCAACAGAGGGGUGACUGAUCUGGACGCCUCAGCCAAGACAACUGACCUGAACAGUGUAGAGAGCAAGGCUUCAGAGGAGCCCUCUCUGCUGAUGUCCAGCCCCAGGAUGCUGCUCCCGGCAUCGGGCGCGCUGCCACCAGGUGCCCCCCUGUCUGUCCACCACCAGAUCCAGCUGCUCCAACAGCAGCUCCAGCAGCAACAGCAGCAGACACAAGUGGCUGUGGCACAGGUCCACCUAUUGAAGGACCAGCUGAGUGCGGAGGCCACGGCUCGGCUGGAGGCACAGGCUCGAGUCCACCAGCUGCUGCUGCAGAACAAAGACCUGCUGCAGCACAUCUCCCUGAUGGUUAAACAGAUCCAGGAGCUGGAGACCAAGAUGUCUGGACCAAACUCCAUGGGAUCCCAGGACAGUCUGUUGGAGAUCACCUUCCGGUCAACAGUACCUCCAGUGAUCUGCGACCCCACAACGCCCAAACCUGAUGUAUCCGCCCUCAACCUCCCCGCGCUGGGCUCCACGGACGGGACCGGCAACGCCUUCUCAUCAUCCAAUGGGAGUCUUGGAAGCCCUCUAGGUAGGGACAAGUGUCUUCUCAAACUGGAGUGUUUCCGUUUCCUCCCGGGGCCUCCGCCUCCUCAGCUCCCCUCGCCUCCCCCGCUGCUCAAGGCCGACGGGCCAGAGAGCAAAGGCCAAGAGGUUUCUGAGGGCACAGCCAAGGUGUCGUCCUGUGACGCCAAAUCUCUGGGCUUCCUGGACUUUGCCGCGAGGUUUCGCGAGUCAGGUAUCGCCUCCGAGUAUGAGUCGAACACGGACGACAGCGAUGACAAUGAGGACGAGGGGGAGGACGACGACGAGGAGGGGAUGGAGAUCUUUGGCUGGGGGAGGGACGAGGAGACACUGAGGCUGCUUAAUGUUCUCAACAGACAGGGAACUCCUGACUGUCUGGGAGAUGAAAUAGCAGUGUAACGCACUAACCUAUCCUAACCCCCUAUAUGUAUAUAUAUAUUUUAUUUUAAAAAGUAUUUAUUUACUAUAAUUACUAUGUUGUAUUAAGUACCAGGAUUGUCAGACAGUCAUGGAUCAGGGCCCCAGCUUGAGUUAAACAACCCUAAGCUGUAGAGCUCUAUGAAUGUACAAAGGCAGUAGCAACAACUGCGGUUGCUGGUAAGUUUUAAAAUCUGUCCAAGUGUCCACUCAGAAGGUGUGUUUGAAACCGUUCCCUGUCACGGAAAAAGUGCACUAUAUAACGUAGUGUAUUCGCCAUUUUGGGGUGGUGUUCGAAUUCUUAGCAGUUUAUCUCAUCCACUGUAAAAUACCCCCACUGCACAGCUAAUCUGAGUGUACAUAUGAUGUACCUUACAUUUUACUCCUGCGUGCCACAAUGCAACGCGGUCAUGUUUUCCAGUUGGUCCCACCUGUGGAUCUAAUUCUUAAUCUAUAUGCAUACUCAUGCAUACACACUUGCUUCUUUAAAUCUUGUUUCCUUCAUUUCCUUUAGCCUUUCCUCUUUGUUACACACACCCAAUUACUUAUCCAUACAUCGCACACACUCCCAAAGUCUCCUCCCAGCUGUCUGUUGCUGAAUUUCAAUUUUAGAUUUGGGAGUUCUGUAGAAAAAAAUCAGGGAGUUUAUCUUAAAAGUUGGUAACCAAUUGUAGGUUAGUCUGUCUUUACGAUGAAGAUAUGAGGAUGUCGACAUAAAAUCAAACCAAAAGAUGAGCUUAGUUCAAAAGAAAGCUCUCAAUUUGUCAGGAUUGGGAGCGUAGCUGUCAGUCGUGCUGACAGGAACAAGACGACAGGGUUCGGGACCGGAGAGACUGAUGAGCUCUUGUCCUUGCUGGAGUGAAAAGUGACUCUACCCGAUGAGCGAAGAUGAACACUAUAUCCAGGAACUUUAUUAUGGUCUCUAUGUUUGGAGAGGGAAAGUCCUUUCUUAAACUCAAGAUUAUUCAAAGACUUAUUUUUAGACAAAGAAAUCUGUGUCUGUACUGUGUGUACAAACUUUGUUUCCUAUGUCAUCCCACAGAACUGUCUGUUGAACUGCUCCGUCCUUGACUUCUGCAGGCAGCCCUCUUUUGUCUCUUCACAGUUUGUUGACUUGGUAGCCGGAGCAUGUUUGCACUCUUUUCACUUGUCCACACAUUUCCCCCGCUUUCAUUUUAAUUUAUGUAAAGCCAGGAUUAGUUGGACCUCGAGGAACGCUGUUUGUUUCUUGUAUUCAUCCCGUAAACAAAAACUCUUUCCUCGUGCCAGAACAGCAGCGGCUCACGGAUGACAGCCAAAAGUGGUCUCAUUUGUUUAAACCCAGCUCUGUGUAUGGCCUCCAAGCACAAUGCAGUAUUAAAGUGUUCGUUUUGUUUCACAAGGAAA
Etheostoma spectabile (orangethroat darter) is the source of this 3602-nucleotide messenger RNA. RefSeq names its product nitric oxide synthase 1 (neuronal) adaptor protein a (gene nos1apa). Gene Ontology annotation, molecular function: nitric-oxide synthase binding. Lineage: Eukaryota; Metazoa; Chordata; Actinopteri; Perciformes; Percidae. Bases 504 to 2198 code for a protein of 564 amino acids. The transcript has 10 exons. The record is from RefSeq and is a predicted model, not a curated record.